Amoebophrya sp. A25 is the source of this 193-nucleotide messenger RNA. Lineage: Eukaryota; Dinophyceae; Syndiniales; Amoebophryaceae. The record is from the annotation of a GenBank genome assembly.
AUGACUGCGCAUCUCGAAGACUGCGAGCAACAACUGCACGGAAUCUAUCAUGCCUACCGUGAUUUCGGUUUCGGUACGCGCUACUUCAGUACUUGGGCAUCCGAGACCCUGUUGGAGUACCUGGCGCGUGAUGUAUUGCAUCGUAUGGGCAACGAAAUAGACCGCACCUGUGAAGCGCUCCUCUCUAUAGCAG